AUGCGAACGCUACUCACUUCGAGACUUGUGUUUCUUUAUAUCUCAUUUCCGUUUUCAAAUGCAAAAUAUAUGCUAAACCAUGCUUACACACCCUCCAAUUUCUUCAACGAGUUCAAUCUUUUCACAGGAGAUGAUCCAACGAGCGGAUUCGUAAACUAUGUAGACCAGCCCACAGCCUUCGCUUCAGGCUUUAUGGAAGACCAAACGAAUAGCAUCUACAUCGGCGUCGACUCUGAUAAUGUAUAUCCCGUCAAUGCUCGUGGACGACCGAGUGUGCGGCUCGAGAGCAAAGCAACGUACACUCAUGACAUACUCGAAGGCGUCAACCUAAUGACGGCUAACAAACCCGCCGCCCACACCUCCGCAGGCUGCACCAUCUCUGGCUCCAACCAAACCGCCACCCUCUCCCAACCCGACCGCUCCCCCGCCGCCCCCGGCAAUAUUGGCUGCGGCUCCGCAAUGUUUAGGAUCCUGAGUGCGAGCUUCGCGGGGCCAGGGUGUGAUAUCGAUGAGCAUUUCAAGGAGCACCAGAUCGUGUUUAAUAUCACGUUCUGCGGAGCAUAUGGCGGGAACACGUUUGAAGCGAACGGGUGCCCGAUGAGUGUGCCGGGGGAUGGGUUGGGGAGUUGUGUGGCAUAUGUUGCGGGCCAUCCCGAGGGGAUGAAGGAGGCGUAUUGGGACAUCAACUCACUGAAUGAUGGAAGGAAAAACGAUGUAGGGGAGGACGACGAUGAUGAUGAGAGCACAGACAACAGUGAAGAAGCAGAAGGUAACGAAGAGAGCGGAUGUGAGGAUUAAUCGCAAGACAAAGAUCAGGACGAGGUGCUUGAGCCUUCAAGCAGGCUCAAACGAUAUGAAGGCAAGUGAAAAUGGAGUCGCUUUAGGAUGUGGCUAUUACGAGAAUUUUACGAUCGGAGGGUUUACUACCAAC
Messenger RNA from Mytilinidion resinicola, 931 nucleotides. RefSeq lists its product as uncharacterized. The coding region runs from base 1 to 798 and encodes 265 amino acids. The record is from RefSeq and is a predicted model, not a curated record. The transcript has 5 exons. Lineage: Eukaryota; Fungi; Ascomycota; Dothideomycetes; Mytilinidiales; Mytilinidiaceae.